Molecule: messenger RNA, 2696 nt
Organism: Peromyscus californicus insignis
Lineage: Eukaryota; Metazoa; Chordata; Mammalia; Rodentia; Cricetidae
Gene: Tomm22
Product: translocase of outer mitochondrial membrane 22
Exons: 4
Coding region: 1648-2076 (142 amino acids)
Biological process (GO): intracellular protein transport
Cellular component (GO): mitochondrial outer membrane
Source: RefSeq, a predicted model, not a curated record
UAUGUCCUGGGUUGGCACACUUCAAUUAACAAAAACAGUUAGCCAGAAGCAGAACUACAAAAGCCAAAAAAGCAAGGUUAGUACAUUCAGAGACUUUCCCAAGAACUACGGACUUUGAUGGAUUAGGUCUUUGUUUUCAUUUUUGCCUGGUGGUGCUGUCUAUGUGCUGAUUUUUAAAGCCUGAAUGGCACUUCCAUCAUGGAGUCAGUUGUGCUACAGUCUGGGGGCCUACUAAGGUCCGGGGCCCUGCUACAGAUAUAAUCAACUCCUGUAAGUUGUCCUCUGACCUCCAUAAGCACAACAUGGCAUAUGUGCGCCAAUACACAUACAAAAAAUAAAAGUGUAAUUUUUUCAAAUAAGAUUUAGUGUAGAUGUAACCGUCUUAUUAUUAAAUAAGAAACACAGAGCCAAACGCAGAGUUAAAAGCCCAAGAGGUCAGAGCAGUAGUAAGAGCUGAUACUAAAAAACCCUUCUUACCCUUCCUUCGGCUGCUGUCCUUCCCCUCAGCAAGAGACCUACUUCCUAUGUAUCUGUCUUUUUAUUGACCUUCUGUUCUGCUUUCUCAUUGGUUGUAAACCCAACCACAUGACCUCCUCGUCACUGCCUGUCUAUACAGACCUCCAGGUCUUCUAUGGUUGGUAUUGAGAUUAAAGGCGUGUUUCUCCAUGCGGGCUGUAUCCUUGAACACACAGAGAUCUGUCUGUCAUGUGAUCUGGAUUAAAGGUGUGCACCACCACCGCCCGGCUUCUGCUAUGGCUUGCUAUUAGCUCUGACCCCCAGGCAACUUUAUUUAUUAACAAAUAAAAUUACAUUUCAGUACAAUUAAAAUAUCACCAUAAUUUAGUUUUUUUCAAUUAUGUGUUGUUGGGACUGGAGAGAUGGCUUAGCAUUUAAGAUCACUUACUGAUCGUCCAAAGGACUCAAGUUCAGGACCCAGUAUCCAUGAGUUACGUGGCUCAUGACUGCCUGUAGCUCCAGCUCUGGCCUCCAAGGGUACCUACACUGGUGCACAUACACAUAAUUUAAAAUAAAAAUUUAAAGCAUUCAUUGUUGAGUGAAUGGCACACACUUGUAAUCUCUACACUUGGGAGACUGAGGCAAGAGAAGUCUGAGGCCAGCCUAGGCUACCAUGCCAUGACCUUGUCUCAAUAAGACAAGUAGAGCAGGGUGUGGCAAUGCAUACCUUUACUGUGAGUCUGAAGCCAGCCUGGGCUACAUAGUAAAAUCUAUCUAUGAGAGAAGUAUUGUUCACCCAGCGGUAGUGGCUCUGGUCUUUAAACCCAGCACUCAGGAGACAGAGGUAGGUGGAUCUCUGAGUUCAAGACCAGCUUGGUCUACAAAGCGAGUUCCAGGACGGUCAAGGCGGUACAUAGAAAUCCUGUCUCUAAAAGCCAUAGGAAUAUUUUUCUUUUAAAUAUGCAGGUUUCGGAGCCCAGCCCAGGCUCAACUGCGCGGAAUAGCUGUGAAGCACCUAUUGAACAAGCUCGGUGUUCUUCCCUAGCUUAAGUGGCUGGCGACAUCCAGGGGGCGGGCCAGAGGACCCGCUGCGGCUCUCUCUCCAGCCAGCCCCGCUCGCUUCCGGAAGACGCUCUGUCCAGCGGCGGGCCGCUCUCACCGGCUCCCUUCCGCUUCCGGUGUCCUACAGCCAUGGCCGCCGCCGUCGCUGCAGCCGGUGCUGGGGAGCCUUUGUCCCCAGACGAAUUGCUCCCGAAAGCCGAGGCGGAGAAGGCCGAGGAGGAGCUGGAAGAGGACGACGACGACGAGCUAGAUGAGACCCUGUCGGAGAGACUCUGGGGUCUGACGGAGAUGUUUCCGGAGAGGGUCCGGUCUGCCGCCGGAGCCACCUUUGAUCUGUCGCUCUUCGUGGCUCAGAAGAUGUACAGGUUUUCCAGGGCAGCUUUGUGGAUUGGGACCACUUCCUUUAUGAUCCUGGUUCUUCCUGUUGUCUUUGAGACAGAGAAGUUGCAAAUGGAGCAACAGCAGCAACUGCAGCAGCGGCAGAUACUUUUGGGGCCUAACACAGGUCUGUCAGGAGGAAUGCCCGGGGCUCUACCUCCACUUCCUGGAAAGAUCUAGACUGUUACUUCGGUAUUUGUCCUGGUGGGAGAACUUUGAAAUUCAGUUGUGUUUGAACUGCUGGUUGUUUGGACUUUUUAGUCUUUUUUUUUUUUUUUUUAAACUUUGGCACAUCGAUCUAUUUAAACCUGGUGGGAACUUUCUCCGUUUCUCAUGGGGAGACUCCACUUGCACCUGUGCCCUUCAUAAUGCUCUCACUUCCUGUUCUCAAUCUGAUGCUAGAGUACAGCCAUGGGAAGGUUACUCCACGUUAUCCCUUUAGAAAAUUGCUCCUAUUGAAGUUCUCACAGGUCCCUUGUGGGGAAGAAGUAAGCACCCCUGACCAUUAAGGCCUUUUUUUUUUUUUUUUUUUUAAACAAAUGGAGAUGUCUGGGACCUGUAAACAAUGUGAAGCUGACAAAAUCCAUUACAGCUGCCGUUAAAAACAGUCCCCAGGAAUCGCUGUAUGUUGGAGAGAAGUGAGGCUGGCUGUAGCUUUAGCCAGGCGGGGACUGAGAACAGAGCGGGCGCCCAUUUCCUCUGCACAUGUGGCUGUUAGAGACCUGUGUGUUGUGUAAAAAAAGAAGCCAGUGCUCACUUUUUGUAUUUAAAUAUUAAAAGACCUCCAACUGAAAGUGUCA